Messenger RNA from Onthophagus taurus, 2311 nucleotides. Its product is annotated as sodium-dependent nutrient amino acid transporter 1-like. Gene Ontology annotation, cellular component: plasma membrane. Lineage: Eukaryota; Metazoa; Arthropoda; Insecta; Coleoptera; Scarabaeidae. The record is from RefSeq and is a predicted model, not a curated record. Gene Ontology annotation, biological process: amino acid transport; sodium ion transmembrane transport; nitrogen compound transport.
UAACAGACGCCACAGAAAAAAUAAUAUCAUGGCAAUAAAACCUGAAUCGCAAUGAACUAUUAAAACAAUACAAAAAUAUCUCUAUUAAUAAACGUAAAGACAUGCCAUUAUGAAGUAUGUGCCAUUGACUUUGACACGUUAAUUCAAAAAAUAAAAAAAAUCAACAAAUACUUCUUAAAAAAUGAUUAGGGUGUAUAGAAAAAAGUUGUGUCCUACGAGAGAUACGGAAGAAAUAAAGAAAGCAAGAAUGAAAAUAUUGCAUAGAGCAAUAAUCGGUUCUGAUGCUCCUUAUAACAACCAAUUUGUUGAGUUAACCAUGGUGGAAUACAUUACGUUAAUAAUAAUCCUUGAAUGCAGCUUGGGAAACAUUGUUUUAUUUGUUGAGAUGGUAGUUAAACAUGGACCGUUUUUCGUGAGUCUUGCGUAUAUUUUAGUAACAAUCACAGUUACAAUGCCGUUUCACAUGCUUCUAAUGUUUUUGGGAAGUUAUUCGAAGCAAAGUUUUAUUACCAUGUUUUCUUGCGCUCCGUUAUUUGAAGGUUUAGGUUACGUCGUGGCGUGGAUUCGCCUCACCGCCGAAUUGUACAGUUGUUCGACAGCCGCAACAGCCUUAUUAGUUUUCUACCAUUGCCUGACCAGCCAAUUCAAAGCUACAUUUUGUAACGGAGUAAUUAAAGCUUCUCGUCAAGGAGUAAUUUGUCUACCGGUCCACAUAAACCACGUUCGCAAUUACACUUGUUCGUCUAAAUCUUUGAUCAGACAUUAUUCUGCAACUCAAUAUUAUAUAAAGAAAAAUGUAUUGAAUUAUGGGUUACUGAAACAUUCCACACUCCCGAUUGUGAAUAAACCACUUUUAGCGUUCCAAUUUGUAACUUGGCUCUUAAUAUUUAUAUUAUCUUUGCAUGGUAUAAAACGACUAAAGAGUAUGACGAUUAAUCUAUAUUUUGUGAUUACAUUCGUGAUGCUUUUGUCGAUUUUCAUAUCGCUUUUUCAUAAUCACGAUAUGGUUCAUGUCAAUAGAGCCGUGCUGUUUGGACUGAGAACAAAUUUCUUUACAUCCGAUUUUUGGUCAGACAUAUUUUUAUAUACUGUGAGACCAACCGGUUUUGGAUAUAUAAUCUGGCUGUCAACGAUCAAACCAAAAUCGAUAGACACAAAAUUUGCAAUUAUUUUAGCGUCGCAUAUAAAAAUUGUCAUUUUCUCGUUCAUCGCCUGUACAAGUUCUUUAAUAUGUCAAGAACUCCUGUAUCAUUUGAAACUCGUCAAUUCAAAAUGUCUAGUAAUUACCGGUUUCCAUAUACUUUUCUCCUUCAUCCCCGAUAUUUUAGACCAAACUGGAAUCCGUCGAUUAACUAUCCCCAUUUGGUACAGCGGCCUUUUUUACAUCGGUAUUCUAGCACCACUUUACAAUGUAAUCUGUCUUUCUGAUUCGAUAAGCCAACGUUUCCCCGUAUUAAACCGUUACAAAUUCUACGUUUACUCUGCGAUUUGUGCCGGAAGUUUUCUUUUCAACGUAGUCAUACUUACCAGCAUCGGCGGUUUCUUUGUCGCCUCUUUCAAACGAUGUUCAAAACCGUUCGUCGUUUCCGGAUUAUUUUUACUUUUCAAUACGGUUCUAUUUUUCGCGUAUUCAAGUCGACGCAUAUUAGACGAUUAUUUAUUUACUUUUGGAGUAAAUCCGGAAAAAUAUUGGGUAACGUUUUGGAAAACUUCGCCUAUUCUUGCUAUUUCCGUAUUUAUUUUCGUCGCUUAUAACCACGAAUAUCGAUCGUUUAUAUGUGGAGGGAGAGGAUAUAUUCCGAUUUUAGCGUAUCUUUAUGCAGUUAUGACGUUGGCUCCGGUUUUGUUAAUUGGAAUGUAUCGGUGUUGCGUUAAUCGAGGAAAAAAGGAUGAGAAAGCUAUUGAAAGUAAUGAGAAGUGGAGUCCGUUUAAUCCUAUCGAUAAAGAAAAUAGAAAGAACUUUUUUCCAAAUCGGGAAAUACGGUACAGGAUGACGACGCUCAAGUGUAAACAUCGAUGCAGCCGUUCCUUUCCGGCCGAAUAUCAAAAAUGGUGUCGUAUUGAGCACGUUAAACUGGAUAAGUUAGAAGUUGAAUGGAAUGCCUAUGUUGAAAAGAUGGGAGAUGUUUCAAUGGAGAGUACGACAAUGGACGAAAGAACUGUAACAAAAAGUGUGAUUUCCAGUGAUAGUUGAAUGUUAUGAAGACUUUUAAUAUAUUAUAUACAAUAUCUACGAAUUUUGUUUAGUAAGAUAUUUAUCUUUCUGUAUACCAUUUUGAUAGGAAAUAUAAAUUUUUUUCUGUCAGAUUUA